Molecule: messenger RNA, 219 nt
Organism: Daldinia vernicosa
Lineage: Eukaryota; Fungi; Ascomycota; Sordariomycetes; Xylariales; Hypoxylaceae
Exons: 2
Coding region: 1-219 (72 amino acids)
Source: RefSeq, a predicted model, not a curated record
AUGGCCAACUUAAGACAACAACCUUCAUCCUUUCGACGUUCGCUCCUCGGGUUUCUCCAGGCGGUGUUUGCCAUUGCUCUGUUUGCCAUCUUCGUCAUCGUCUGGACUUAUGCCGCCGCUCUAGUCCCAGCGGUGUGCAUUCUAGCGGUGCUCUUCAUCGGCGCCGGAAUCAUUCUCAUGACGAGAGAGCAGAGGCAAGAGAGGAACAGUGCUGUCUAG